Molecule: messenger RNA, 825 nt
Organism: Thelazia callipaeda (thelaziosis nematode)
Lineage: Eukaryota; Metazoa; Nematoda; Chromadorea; Rhabditida; Thelaziidae
Source: the annotation of a GenBank genome assembly
AUGAAUGUCAGAAGUUGUUUUGCAAUGAAUCGAUGGUGCUCCAGCAUGUCUCGCGUGAAAAAAAGAUUUUAUGAAGAAGCACGAGCAGUGUACAAACCUGUUGAAAAAAUCUACAACAUAUAUCUUGAUGAGCAUUGUUUAGUAACUCCAAAGAAGUAUCCAGUUCAGAUAUCUUCCGAAGCACUUGCAGUGGCUGUUGCAGAAGAAUGGAAUAUGCAGAAAAAUGAUCUAAGAGAGAAUUUGAUGCGGCUUACGGGCUUGAUUUUUACAGCUAUCGACAAUCCUACUUCCUUAGGAAAAUCUGAUCUGAUCUCGCAAAUACUUGAAUUUUUGGAAAAAGAUACAGUCCUUUAUCGUUUGGAAAAUAAUAAGAAUAUACUUGAAUUGCAAAAAAAUAGAUGGGAUCCAGUGGUUGAAUGGGUGAACAUGGAGUAUGGUUUGACAGCGAAACCUAGCUAUUCUAUAGUUGAAGAAGCAGUAGUAGACGAUAUUUCACGAGCUCGUCUUGCGAAUCAGUUGUCUGCAUAUAGCUUCUUCCAGUUGAUCGGUCUGCAAUAUGCCGUUGAAUCCUUGAAAUCCGUAUUUCUUACUUUGGCAACAGUGACGCAUCGUUUACAUGUUGAUGAAGCAGUUGAGUUGGCAUUAUUAGAACACGAAUAUCAAAGUAGUAUUUGGGGAAAAGUAGAGUGGGCUCACGAUAUCGAACGAGAAGAGCUCAUAUCAAGAUUAUCGGCUGGGGUUAUGGCAAUAAAUUUGUCUUAUUCUGAAGUAGAAAAAGAGAAGCAUGAGGAAAAUGACGAACUUUCUGCAUUAAAAUUUGUUUAG